ACGCGGUUUGCGGAGUUAGGCGAAAACAUGGCUGCCGCCGGUCUGGCGCUUAUUUGCAAGAGAGUUUCAGCCGCCCUGAAGGCGUCCGCGUCGUUGCUAACUCCGCAGGUCCCUGCCUGCACAGGGUUUUUUCUUAGUUUGCUGCCUAAAAGUACACCAAAUGUGACAUCCUUUCACCAGUAUAGAUUACUUCAUACCACAUUGUCAAGGAAAGGACUAGAAGAAUUUUUUGAUGACCCAAAAAACUGGGGGCAAGAAAAAGUAAAAUCUGGAGCAGCAUGGACCCGUCAGCAACUAAGGAACAAAAGUAAUGAAGAUUUACAUAAACUUUGGUAUGUCUUACUCAAGGAAAGGAACAUGCUCCUAACCCUACAGCAGGAGGCCAAGCGGCAGAUAUUGCCAAUGCCAAGUCCAGAGCGGCUGGAGAAGGUAAUAGAGUCCAUGGAUGCUUUAGAUACCGUUGUCCAGGAAAGAGAAGAUGCCAUAAGGCUUCUUCAGACUGGUCAAGAAAGAGCUCGACCUGGUGCUUGGAGAAGAGACAUCUUUGGAAGAGCCAUCUGGCACAAGUUCAAGCCGUGGCCUUUACCUUGGCACCUAAAUAAAAGAUACAAUAGGAAACGAUUCUUCGCAAUGCCGUAUGUGGACCGUUUUCUCAGAUUGGAACGUGAGAAACGAGCCCGCAUCAAAGCACGGAAGGAAAAUUUAGAGAAAAAGAAAGCAAAAAUUCUUCUAAAAAAGUUUCCACAUCUCGCGGAAGCCCAGAAGUCAAGUCCUGUCUAAGAAGUCUGAACUCUUGGGUCGGGCGCGGUGGCUCAAGCCUGUAAUCCCAGCACUUUGGGAGGCCUA
This is a messenger RNA of Saimiri boliviensis boliviensis (Bolivian squirrel monkey), 846 nucleotides long. It is a transcript of the gene MRPL47, whose product is annotated as mitochondrial ribosomal protein L47. Gene Ontology annotation, molecular function: structural constituent of ribosome. Gene Ontology annotation, cellular component: mitochondrial ribosome; mitochondrial large ribosomal subunit. The record is from RefSeq and is a predicted model, not a curated record. Lineage: Eukaryota; Metazoa; Chordata; Mammalia; Primates; Cebidae. Gene Ontology annotation, biological process: mitochondrial translation.